This is a messenger RNA of Paralichthys olivaceus (Japanese flounder), 2136 nucleotides long. The record is from RefSeq and is a predicted model, not a curated record. NCBI's taxonomy places the organism in Eukaryota, Metazoa, Chordata, Actinopteri, Pleuronectiformes, Paralichthyidae.
AGAGUUCCAAAGCGUCCGGUCAUCAACACACCGGUGGUGAGUAUCACGGUGCACGACAACGACGAGCUGCUGCAGCACGCACUGGACAAACCCAUCACCGUGCAGUUCCGUCUGGUCGCCACUGAGGAGCGCUCCAAACCCAUCUGUGUCUUCUGGAAUCACAGCAUCCUUGCUGGAAACGGUGGCUGGUCAGCGAAGGGCUGCGAGGUGGUUUUCAGAAACAGUACCCACAUCAGCUGUCAGUGUUAUCACAUGACCAGCUUUGCUGUGCUCAUGGACGUCUCCAGGAGAGAAAACGGAGAAAUCCUGCCAAUCAAAAUCCUGACGUGGAGCACAGUGGGCGUGACGCUGGGAUUCCUCUUCCUCACCAAUGUCUUCCUCCUGUGUCUGAGAGCCAUGCAGUGCAACAAGACAAGUAUCAUCAACAAUGGAACCACCGCACUCUUCCUCUCUGAGCUUAUCUUCAUCCUGGGCAUCAACCAGGCCGACAACCUGUUCUUGUGUACAGUCAUCGCCAUCCUGCUGCACUUCUUCUACCUCUGCACGUUCUCCUGGCUCUUCCUGGAGGGGCUGCACGUCUACCGCAUGAUCAGCGAGGUGCGAGACAUCAACUAUGGACCCAUGAGAUUUUACUACCUGAUCGGCUGGGGAGUCCCUGCCUUUGUCACAGGCUUGGCGGUGGGACUGGACCCCGAAGGCUACGGGAACCCAGACUUCUGUUGGUUGUCGAUGUACGACACUCUCAUCUGGAGCUUUGCUGGACCCAUUGCCAUGGUGGUGUCGAUGAACAUCUUCUUGUACAUCCUGUCGUCCAGAGCCUCCUGCUCUCCGAGACAUCACAGCAUUGAGAAGAAGGAGCCACGUGUCUCGGGCCUGAAGACCGCAGGUGGCGUCCUCCUCCUGGUGUCAGUCACGUGUUUCCUGGCUCUCCUGUCCGUCAACAGCGACAUGAUCAUCUUCCACUACCUGUUCGCUGGGUUCAACUGUGUGCAGGGUCCCUUUGUGUUCUUCUUCCGCAUCGUCUUCAACAAGGAAGCGAGGAAUGCCAUGAAAUACUGCUGCAGCCGCAAGCGCCCGGAUCAUAUGAUCAAAUCCAAGGCCUCUGGCUACAAAUGCAACACCAACUACAUGGAUGGGAGGUUGUACCAUCUUCCCUUUGGAGACUCCAGUGUGUCUCUGAACGGCACAAUGCAGAGCGGCAAGAGUCAGCAGAGCUACGUGCCGUUUGUGCUCCGGGACGAUGGGUUAAGUAACAGCCAGGCACACAUCUCGCUGAACGACCACGGGUCACUCUUCCAUGAAACUAAAGUGCAUGAUGAUCGCGACAGCGACUCAGACAGUGACCUGUCUCUAGAGGAUGAUCAGAGCGGCUCCUACGCCUCGACGCACUCGUCUGACAGCGAGGACGAGGAGGGUCCCCUCCCCCCAGAGGAAUGCUGGGAAAACCUGGCGUCCAAUGGGACCAAGAGACCUCAGCCACACGACAACAGUUUGAGUAAGAUGUUCUGGCCUGGAGAUUACGCAGCAGUGACUGACGGCGAGCUCGCUGGUGCAGACAGACUCAAGAUAGAAACCAAUCACGAGGCAGGGGCGUUAUCAGAUGAGCGAACACAGGAGAACAUGACGAUGUUUCUGCCCAGUCUGCACAACUUCAACGCCCACCCUCACAGAGGGAUCCUAAAGAAGAAGCAGCUUUCUCCUAUCGUAGAGAGGAACAGUCUCAAACGCAUCCACAACGAACUGUGUGAAAAUCCCCCCGGCACGGCGUCCCCACCAGGAUCAGACUCCGGUGACGGUCGAAGCGGCCUGUCCAAACCCAGCCUACCUGACAAGCUGAACGGUGUCGCCAUGAGCAUCAAGGCGGGGACGGUGGACGGAGACUCAUCAGGAUCAGACAGCCACUGCAACACCUCCAUGUGACUGCGCUGACGGAGGGGUGUGUCUUUGCAGGUCAUAGAGCCUCCUUCCUCUGCGCUGACUGCAAACAGGGAGCACCAGACUACCCCUUUAGAAACUAUGUGGAAAAAUGAAGUUUCCCCCAUCGUCAUCCUGAUCCUCUGAAGGAGAGUGUGUGUGAGAGAGAGAGAGUGAUGUACUGUGUGUGUGUGUGUGUGUGUGUGUGUGUGUGUGUGUGUG